CUCAGGGUGAUAUACAUAACCCACACCCCAUUGUCACGGAACUAUCAUCUGCUUCCAAUUCAAUCAACACGUCAUCUCUAAUAUCUCCCCAUCAGCCCUCACAGGAAGAUCCUCGCCCAUCUGAUCUAGACGACAAAUCCUCGAUUGGAUCAGAUAACAACCGAGACAAAUAUCAUCUCCCAACUCUGCUCCGUCAGAAAAGACCUAAACUCAUUACUCUUCUUUUCACACUUUCCGAACUUCUUGCUCAAUCACGUUCCCAAACCAUCCGACUGCUCCGUGAUCUUAGCGAUGUACCACCAGGGACGUUAUUAUUAGUGGUCGAUUCCGCGUCGGAUAUUUCCGAUGUCAGUCUAGGGGAAGAAGGACGAAAAUGGCCUAGUUGGAUGGUUUUGGAUGCUGUGAUGUUGGGUCCCAGUAAAGAGACGGACCAAAGACGACAAAAUACCACAGAGGGACACAAUGGAAGGCGGGAUGUCGGACAACCAGAAAGAGGUGAAGGGAAUCAGAAAGAUGGUGGAGAAGAACUGGAGCAGGAGACAAGAGGGACGAAAAGCCAGGAGAAGGUCGAAGGAGCAGUAGAGGAAGAGGAAGGAUUGGGAAUAACAAAUGGAGCGGGAAAGGAAAAGAGAAGCAAGAGAGAACAAGGGGAAUGGACAUUGGUAAGGAGUGAAGAUAGCAGAUGGUAUCGUCUAUCAGAAGGAUUAGGUUCAGGAUGGCCUACAAAGUUGGAAAAUACAAGGUAUUGGUAUCGACUUUAUCGACGCUCGUGAUCUUAAAUGCAUACAUUUUUUUAC
Messenger RNA from Tremella mesenterica DSM 1558, 797 nucleotides. RefSeq lists its product as uncharacterized. NCBI's taxonomy places the organism in Eukaryota, Fungi, Basidiomycota, Tremellomycetes, Tremellales, Tremellaceae. The transcript has a single exon. Bases 387 to 773 code for a protein of 128 amino acids. The record is from RefSeq and is a predicted model, not a curated record.